AUGGACGGCCCCGGGGAGGCGGCCAUCGUCUCGGGCCCGAGUCCACGGUGGGGUGCCAGGGAAGAAAUUUGGUAUGCAGAGUUUGAAUUUUGUUUUUUGUUUUUUAUUCAUUUGUUUGCCAAGGCGGUAGGUAAUCCCGAGGACAAUCGGCCGAGCUUAAACUCCUGCAAGAGAACUCCAUACAACGACUUGCCCUCUUCCCCUCCCCCGAAAUAUCUACCGGCAGCAACCGCAACGAUCAUCACCGUCCAAGCAGCAGCUCCUCCCCCCAAAGCGGCACGUGAGACCGCCGCAGCAGUCCCGCGAGCUGUAGCACCCGAGGCCGGGGACCGCGCAGGUCUGGCGCUGGGCGAGGCUGGCUGGCACGGCCGCGACGGCUGCGAUGGCGAGGCCGGCGGCUGCGAGCGUUGUGAGAAGAAUGGCGUCUGGGAGAUGAGAUGUAAGUCUGAGAGAGAUGAGUCGGCAAACCGAGGCUUUUAUAUUGGUGAGAUUGGCUACGAGUCAACACGUCAAAAACGUGUAUCAGACCAGCUCGCGGUCGUCGUCACGGUCAGGCUGGCUCCUGAGACAUGCUGGCAGCGGUCGGGCUGUCGCCGAUGGAGUUCUGGUCAAUAUGCAGAGAACGAGGAAGGUGAUAACCUGAUCAACAUAGCGAGCCGAGAAUUAGGCCAAUGA
Molecule: messenger RNA, 675 nt
Organism: Cordyceps militaris CM01
Lineage: Eukaryota; Fungi; Ascomycota; Sordariomycetes; Hypocreales; Cordycipitaceae
Exons: 3
Coding region: 1-675 (224 amino acids)
Source: RefSeq, a predicted model, not a curated record